Cercospora beticola is the source of this 1794-nucleotide messenger RNA. It is a transcript of the gene ADE13, whose product is annotated as adenylosuccinase ADE13. Gene Ontology annotation, biological process: 'de novo' AMP biosynthetic process. Gene Ontology annotation, molecular function: N6-(1,2-dicarboxyethyl)AMP AMP-lyase (fumarate-forming) activity; (S)-2-(5-amino-1-(5-phospho-D-ribosyl)imidazole-4-carboxamido) succinate lyase (fumarate-forming) activity. The record is from RefSeq and is a predicted model, not a curated record. Gene Ontology annotation, cellular component: cytosol. Lineage: Eukaryota; Fungi; Ascomycota; Dothideomycetes; Mycosphaerellales; Mycosphaerellaceae.
GUACAGAUUCCAAUUUUCAAUCGCUGUGACACGGGGAUAGAUAGGUACAAAGUUCUUCGAGGUACUUGCUCUGCGAUUUUCGCUAAAACUCGGAAUCCAAGAAUCCUUCCCCAAAGCUUAAGUCGUGUGCAGCACAAAUUUGGCCCGCGAAAUGUCGACUGCGUACAAGAUGUUCGAUGGUGUACUGAGUCCUGGCGUUUCUGGACAACCGACUUCCAUGAUGACGACCGACCACCAUGUUUACAACAACCCCCUCAACUCGAGAUACUGCUCGACGGAGAUGAAGUACAUCUUCUCUCCCCACAACCGCUUCAGCACAUGGCGCCAACUUUGGGUCUACCUCGCAGAGUCCGAGAAGGAGCUCGGUCUGCCGAUUUCAGAUGUUGCCAUUCAGCAGAUGAAGGAUCAUAUCAGCAUUGAAGGCGACGAGUUUGGUGCUGCUGCUAUCGAGGAGAAGCGCAGACGUCACGAUGUCAUGGCCCACGUCCACACGUAUGGCGUUGUCGCACCUGAGGCAGCUGGUAUCAUUCACUGGGGAGCCACGUCAUGCUACGUUACCGACAACGCAGAUCUCAUUUUCCUGCGAGAUGCUCUUGACCUCAUCUUACCUAAGUUGGCAGCUGUCAUCCAGCGCCUCUCGGCUUUCGCAAUGGAGUACAAGGAUCUGCCUUGCCUUGGAUACACUCACGGUCAAGCAGCUCAGCUCGUCACAGUCGGAAAGCGCGCAUCCCUCUGGGUCACUGACCUCCUCCGCAACCUCCGUGGCCUGGAGCGCCAACGCGAGGAAAUCCUCAAUUCCUUCCGUGGCGUCAAAGGAACCACUGGUACGCAAGCCAGCUUCUUGACAAUUUUCAAGGGCGAUCAUGCAGCUGUCGAGAAGCUUGACGAGCUCGUCACCGAGAAGGCAGGUUUCAAGAACGCCGAGAUUUCUACCAGCCAGACAUACUCUCGCUUGAUUGACGUCGAUGUCCUCCACGCAUUGAGCUCGUUCGGUUGCGCAUGUGAGCGCAUUGGCGGCGAUAUUCGUCACUUGGCCAUGUUCAAGGAGGUCGAGGAGCCGUUUGAAGCCGACCAGAUCGGUUCGAGCGCGAUGGCUUACAAGCGCAACCCAAUGCGUUCGGAACGUCUCUGCUCGCUCGGAAGGAAACUGCGCAACUUCUCUGCCGAUGCGGAGCAGACUUAUGCUUCUCAAUGGCUUGAGCGCAGUUUGGAUGAUUCUGCGAUUCGAAGAAUCAGUUUGCCUGAGUCGUUCCUGAGCGCUGAUGCCUGUUUGAUCUUGCUUAACAACAUCUCAAAUGGUCUUGUUGUCAACAAGGCUGUGAUCGCCAAUCGCAUCGAGCAGGAGUUGCCUUUCAUGGCCACCGAGAACAUCAUUAUGGCCCUCGUGGAGAAGGGCAAGUCAAGACAGGAGGUGCAUGAGGAGAUUCGUGUGCUUUCUCACCAGGCCGGCGCCGUGGUUAAGCAAGAAGGCAAGCCAAACGACCUUAUCGAGCGCAUCCAGAACAACGAGUACUUCCAGCCUAUUCUGUCUGAGCUCCCUGCACUGCUCGAGCCUUCAACGUUCAUCGGCCGCUGCCCUCAGAUUGUCGAGAAGCUGGUCAAGGAUGUGGUCAAGCCAGCUCUCCAGCCUUACGCAGCAGAUCUGGCGAACGCGCAGGUUGCUGAGUUGAGCGUGUAGAUGCGGUUCCUUCGGGAUGGUAGAUGAAAAGGGGCAAUGACUAGAGCGGACGACAUUAACGAGAGUGGAUGAACGACCAUAGACGUCUGUACAUACGAAACUGAUUCAGUCAUGCU